Messenger RNA from Vitrella brassicaformis, 1292 nucleotides. The record is from the annotation of a GenBank genome assembly. NCBI's taxonomy places the organism in Eukaryota, Vitrellaceae.
CUCAAUGAUGCGAUGAGUGAGCCAAACUAACUCGCCACGCAAUGAUGAGAGGCAUUGCCAGAGAAACAAGCAAUGAGUCAACUGAUGAUGAGACGAGGAGGCACAUAUCCAUCAUCAGUCUUGAUCCACUUGCUCCAUCUCUUGGCUUUGUUGACCCAUCCUUCCAUCUCUCUCGCAGACGCCAUGUCACGCCACGGCACGAUCGGCACAUCAGGAAUGUCGUCGUUCUCGUACUCGUCGUGAGGCAGCAUAUGUGUGGUGGUCGUCUGGCGGCAUGUCAGGAUGUGUCGAUGCAGCGGGCUGACGGAGGCCAGCACGUGCGUCUCCAAGCUGAUGGUCGAACAGCUGGUGGCUGAGCUCGCCCGUGAAGUCUCCAUGACGGCCGCCGCCUCUCGUCGUGUGCAUCUCCUCAAUCAGAUGAGUGAAGUGGUUGAGCGCCUCAUGCGAGUUCAUGAGCGCCCUCAGCAAGCCGUACGGCGGAAUGCGAGGGUCAUUCUUGCAGAGGGUGAAAAAGAAGGGCGCAUGGCACUCCAGCUGGUGAAGUGAGAGAGUGUACCGCCUCUGCCACUUAGCCAGAUAGGGACAAGGCCGUAUGGCGAGUGGAGGCUGAAGGCCGGAUGGGUGCGCCCCGAGUAGGUGAUGGCCUACCGACAUGCAGACAAACACAGGCAUGGCUCCCCGUGCGCCUCUGCAUAGGUCUAUCACUCACAUGAUGGUUGCGACGCAUCCUCAUGAGCUCGUGUCCAUCGGCAGAGAUCACAAAAACACCCACGACAUCUGUGUAAGAGCAUCAUCUGUGUAAGAGCACCAGCCACCCACAUGUGAUACCAAUGAUGUGUAUCAUUCAUAUGAGUCUGCCUACCAGGCGUCGUCCAGUGUGGAAGGGCAUAUACGUGUGUGAGCACCUCGCUCUUGUGGUUGAUGAGAUACUCAACCCAGUCAGCCGCGUCGAGAUGCAGGUCGCCGAAGUGCUGGGUGGACUCGCGCUUUCUCCGCCACAGCUUCAGGUGCGGCCGUGGGUGCUCGGCUGGCUCGAAUGUGUCGUCCUCUGGGUCGAUCGGGCACGUCACCAGUGGCGGCAUAUACUCGCGCUUGGCUGCAGCGAUGCUCUCCUUGCCAGGUAUGAUGUUUGGCUUCCGUCAGUCACGGAACCAUCUGCCGGUGUUGGGGUUGAGUGUGUUGCAGACGACGUUGCGCUGGAAACUCAUCUUGGACCAGCUGGCGUGCAUUCGACGCUGAAUUGCCCGCCAGACAGACGAGGACGCUCUUGAGGAUUCUGGUCCUCAGCGACA